UGAUAUUCCUUAAACAAUGCAAAAAUCUAAAGUUACUAAUCGAUUAUGUAGACUACCUGGUCGUUUAGAUGGGAAAUUAGUUAUUGUAACUGGUGCAAAUAUUGGUUGUGGACUUGAAUUAAGCGGUGAAUUAGCACGUCGUGGAUGUACUGUAAUUAUGGCAUGUCGAGAUUUAGAAAAAGGAUUUUUAGGAAAAGAAGUUCUACUUGAUCGAUUUGGUGAUAGAAGUCAAGAGAAAUGGAGAAAAUCACCAGCUGGUCCUGGAGUUGAACCAUUUCUUGAUGUUAUUAAAACAGCACAGUUAAUUGUUGAACAUUUGGAUUUAGCUUGUUUAGAAUCAAUUCGUCACUUUGCUAAAAAUAUUUUACGUCAAUAUACACGAUUAGAUAUAUUAAUACAUAAUGCUGGAAUGAUGGCUACUAGUUACAUGGAAACACAUGAUGGAUUUGAAUUACAAAUGGGUGUUAAUCAUUUAGGUCCUGUAUUAUUAACUGAAUUAUUAUUACCAUUAUUAUAUAAUGGUGCACCAUCACGUGUUAUUGUAAUUGCUUCAAAUUUAUAUCAACAAGGUGAUAUUGAUGUGAAUAAUUUAAAUUUACGCGGUGAACAAUAUGGACCAUUUAAAGCAUAUAAUCAAUCAAAAUUAGCUAAUGUUUUAUAUGUUCGUGAAUUAGCUAAACAAUUAGAUAGUUUAAAAGUGAUACCAAUGGCUGUACAUCCUGGUGCAGUAAGAACAGAAAUAUCAAAUACAGGAGAUCAUAGAUAUCAGUUAUUUCUACGUGCUGUUGGUAUAAGUCCAUGGGAAGGAGCACAAACUGCAUUAUAUUGUACAUUAAUUAAUGAUCCAGUACCUGGUGGAUAUUAUUCUAAUUGUGAAAGAGAAGAAUUAACUGAAAAAGCAUUAAAUGAAUCACUUAGUAAAAAAUUAUGGGAUGCAUCACGUGAAAUGGUUGGUUUACCACCGAAUUUAUUAAGUUUACCAUAA
Molecule: messenger RNA, 985 nt
Organism: Schistosoma margrebowiei
Lineage: Eukaryota; Metazoa; Platyhelminthes; Trematoda; Strigeidida; Schistosomatidae
Source: the annotation of a GenBank genome assembly